Parnassius mnemosyne (clouded apollo) is the source of this 606-nucleotide messenger RNA. Lineage: Eukaryota; Metazoa; Arthropoda; Insecta; Lepidoptera; Papilionidae. The record is from the annotation of a GenBank genome assembly.
AUGGCUCCGCCACCUGCGGUGCCGGAAGCGGAUCACCAGGACGACGACGACGGCAUCCCGGAAGGGACCGGGGUAGACCUGAGAGUGGCGGUACGUAGGCUCAAGGCCAGGAAUACCGCCCCAGGACCCGAUGGCUUGCCUGGCAAAGCCUGGGUCCUGGCCUCGGAGGCUCUCGGGCCCCGACUGGAGAGGCUCCUAAGCGCAUGCUUGGAGAGAGGCCAAUUCCCGCUUCGUUGGAAGACGGGGAAGCUGGUCCUCAUUCGGAAGCCGGGGCGCCCUGCGGACUCUCCGUCCGCAUACCGGCCCGUAGUGCUGCUCGACGAGGUGGGCAAGCUCUUUGAAAGAGUCAUUGCAAACCGCCUCGCCGAGCACCUUGCGGGGACGGGGCCGGAUCUUGCGGAACACCAGUUUGGUUUCCGCAAGAGGCGCCCUACGGUGGACGCCAUCAUGCGCGUGAGAGCCCUCACGACGGGGGAUGCAGUGGCCAAGGGGGGGUUGUUUUGGCGGUGUCUCUCGACAUCGCCAACGCCUUCAACUCCAUGCCCUGGAGCUGCAUUAGGGAGGCACUCCGGUAUCACCGGGUGCCGACCUAUCUCCGUCGUAUAG